GCAGCUCGAAGUGACGGCGUUCGAUUGCAAAGUGGCAACGCGCGAGGAGGAAUCUAUUAUCGCCCGGAGCCGCAGCCGGGGUUCACCUGUGGCGAGCGCGUGAUUGGAGGGAGUGCGCCUCACCCCGCCCCCCCUCCGCCCCCCUCCGCCUCCCCAGACCCGGAGCGAGCGCACCGAGCUCGCCGCGCCGCCUUCCUCUGCCCGCCGCGCAGGAGUUCUCGUCCCUCGGACCGGACGCGUUGUGACACAGAUGGUUCCAUCACGGCGUCCGGCUCUGUUCUGACCCAAACCGCCGCCGACUAGGGACGAACCGACCUCCUGCCGAGUCUUUUGGAUGCGCCAUGCAAUCCCGCUGGUGGAGUUGUGGCGUUCGCCUGGCGGCGUGGACGUGGAUUUGGAGUGUGGCGCUGCUCGGAACGCGGUGCAUCCCCGCGAAUGAAGUGAACCUACUGGAUUCUCGCUCUGUGAUUGGGGAUCUAGGAUGGGUGGCCUACCCUAAGAAUGGGUGGGAGGAGAUUGGUGAAGUAGAUGAGGACUACGCCCCCAUUCACACCUACCAAGUGUGCCGGGUCAUGGAGCAGAACCAGAACAACUGGCUGCACACCAACUGGAUCCUGACGGAGGGAGCGCAGCGGGUUUUCAUCGAGCUCAAGUUCACCCUGAGAGACUGCAACAGCCUCCCUGGAGGCGUCGGGACCUGCAAGGAGACGUUCAACAUGUACUACUACGAAACCGACGGCGACGAGGAGGAGACGGACGACGGCGAGAUGCGGGACGGGACCGGCAUGACGGAGGAGGAAGACCGGGUCAUGAAGGAGAGCAGAUACGUCAAAAUCGACACCAUAGCGGCCGACGAGAGCUUCACCGAGCUGGACCUGGGCGACCGCGUGAUGAAGCUCAACACCGAAGUCCGCGAUUUGGGCCCGUUGAGCCACAAAGGCUUCUACCUGGCCUUCCAGGACCUGGGCGCCUGCAUCGCCCUGGUCUCGGUGCGCGUCUUCUACAAGCGCUGCCCCUUCCUGGUGAAGAGCCUGGCCGAGUUCCCCGACACCAUCCCGGGCUCGGAGGCCUCGCAGCUGGUGGAGGUGGUCGGCCGCUGCGUCAACAACUCCAUCCCCUUGUACGAGCCUCCCAGGAUGCACUGCAGCACAGAGGGAGAGUGGCUGGUGCCCAUCGGGAAGUGCGUGUGCCAGCCGGGCUUCGAGGAAAUCAACGGAUCGUGUCAAGUCUGCAAAGCGGGAUUUUACCGCUCGCUGCUGGAGUCCGUGGCCUGCAGUAAAUGUCCACCUCACAGCGUGGCCAGGCAGACGGGGGCCACGUCCUGCGGCUGCGACGACGGAUACUACAAGAUCGACUCCGACCCUCCUAACAUGGCCUGUACACGCCCCCCCUCCGCGCCGCGCAACGCCAUCUCCAACGUCAACGAGACCAGCGUGUUCCUGGAGUGGUCCGUUCCCAUGGAGACGGGCGGCAGGAAGGACGUGCGCUACAACAUCCUGUGCAGGCGGGUGCUGCCCGACGGCAGGGGCCUGGAGGAGUGCGGCGCCGGCGUCCGCUUCCUGCCGCGCCGCGUGGGCCUCUCCAACACCUCGGUGAUGGUGGCCGACCUGCAGUCGCACACCAACUACAGCCUCCUGCUGGAGGCCGUCAACGGCGUGUCGGAGCAGGCCAGGGAGCACAGCAAGCAGUACGUGACGCUCAACGUGACCACCAAUCAGGCAGCCCCCUCUCCAGUCAGCGUCGUGAGGAAAGGCCACACAGGGAAGAGCAGCAUCUCCGUCUCGUGGGCAGAGCCCGAUCGGCCCAACGGCAUCAUUCUGGAGUAUGAGAUCAAGUAUUUUGAAAAGGAGCAGGACUCCAGUUACACCAUAAUCAAGUCCAAGGAGACCGAGAUGGUGGUGGAGGGCCUCAAGCCGUCUUCAGUCUACAUCUUCCAGGUUCGAGCCAGGACCUCUGCGGGCUACGGCGCCUUCAGCCGACGCUUUGAGUUCCAGACCAGCCCUUACUUAACCGCUACCAGCGAACGCGCCCAGGCCUCCAUCGUGGCGGUGGCCAUCACGCUGGCGCUGGUUCUACUGGCAGUGGUCGCUGGAUUCCUGCUCAGCGGACGUCGGUGCGGCUACAGCAAAGCAAAGCAGGAUCCUGAAGAGGAGAAGAUGCACUUCCACAAUGGUCACAUCAAAUUCCCAGGGGUGCGCACCUACAUCGACCCUCUCACCUACGAAGACCCCAACCAGGCCGUGCACGAGUUUGCACAGGAGAUUGAUGUGUCGUUCAUCUCCAUAGAGAGGAUUAUUGGAGCCGGGGAGUUUGGGGAGGUGUGCAGCGGACCUCUGAGGCUCCCGGGCAAGAGAGAAAUGCAGGUGGCCAUUAAGACCUUGAAAGCAGGCUACACCGAGCAGCAGAGACGCGACUUCCUGUGGGAGGCAUCGAUCAUGGGCCAGUUUAACCACCCAAACAUCAUCCGUCUGGAGGGCGUGGUGACCAAAAGCAAACCAGUGAUGAUUAUCACUGAAUACAUGGAGAACGGAUCACUGGACACGUUCCUUAAGAAGAACGACGGCCAGUUCACUGUGAUCCAGCUGGUGGGAAUGCAGCGUGGCAUCGCGUCCGGCAUGAGGUACCUGUCUGACAUGGGAUACGUCCACCGUGACCUGGCGGCUCGGAACAUCCUGGUCAACAGCAACCUCGUGUGUAAAGUCUCCGACUUCGGCCUGUCGCGAGUCCUGGAGGACGACCCGGAGGCCGCGUACACCACGCGGGGAGGCAAGAUUCCCAUUCGCUGGACGGCUCCGGAGGCGAUCGCGUACAGGAAGUUCACGUCCGCCAGCGACGUGUGGAGUUACGGGAUAGUGAUGUGGGAGGUGAUGUCGUACGGAGAGAGGCCGUACUGGGAGAUGUCCAAUCAAGACGUGAUCAAGGCGGUGGAGGAGAGCUACAGGUUGCCAGGUCCCAUGGACUGCCCCGAGGCUCUGUACCACCUGAUGAUGGACUGCUGGCAGCGCGAACGCAGCAGCCGCCCCAAGUUCGACGAGAUCGUCUGUCUGUUGGACAAAUUCAUCCGCAACCCGAGCUCAUUGAAGAAGCUGGUGAACUCGUCACACAGGGUGUCCAACCUGCUGGUGGAACACGCCAGCGUGGAAGGAGACGGCAGCACUCGCAGCCAGACGGUAGGAGAGUGGCUGGACUCCAUCAAAAUGGGCCGCUACACUGAGCUCUUCAUGGAGGGCGGCUACUCCUCACUGGAAACGGUGGCUCAGAUGACGUCAGAAGAUUUGAGGAGAGUAGGGGUGAACCUGGCUGGACAUCAGAAAAAAAUCAUCACUAGCAUUCAGGAGAUGAGAGUCCAUAUGAACAGCACCAGCUCCACUGUAAAAAUCUGACGCAUAUGUACCGACGCACACACGCAGACACACACACCCUCACAAAUAUUUACAUGCACACAGUAUGUGGACCUAGUAUGUGACGAAAAGACUCGUUUAUGCUGUUGGACCUAGAGCGGCUUAGCACUUUCUAUGGACACGGAAACCUGGCGUUUGUGGAUCUGAACUGGAGAACGAUGUGUGAUGUCACUGGGGAUGUGUGAGGCGCAGCCCCGCAUCCGAGCGAGUGCUGCCAUCACCUGCGAGGACGACGGCGUUGAGACGACGAAAUGAACUGGAACGCAUCAAACUCGAGUGAAGAGUUUUCAUUUCUUUUUCUUUUUUUUCCUCCCCUUCCAUUUGUACGAAUCUGGGAGAUUGUGAUGUCGCUGUUUGCCGUUCGGCUUCUUCUCAGAACACACAUGAAACACUGACUGCAGAUCUGGCUCCGAGCGAGAGACGCUCUCCGGCUGCAGCACAAACACGGGGAAACGCUUCGUGCGGCAGAUUUGUACCUUUUUUCAGCCUGUCUCAGGUGUAUUGGCUUUUUCUAUAUCAAUUGCGUGUGGAAAGUGAAGUUCCGUCAGCGUGAGUCCAUGACGCAGACAAAUCUCAGGCAGGAUCAACUAAAAUGAGCAGAUUCGACUAUUGCUUUGCCAACUCAUAUUCAUAAAUGGCUUCUUCCAAAUCAAUGCAAGGAAACAUUACAUAACGCCACGUUAAUUGAAAUAAAGUGGCUAAAAUCUAAUAAUGCAUCUUAAGUGUCAAUGCUGUAAGGUUUGUUUGGCUGAAUGUAUAACACCACACAGAAGCCAAUGCUGUCACAUAAGCAAUGAUUGUGGCAUUAGUGUCUUUCUAGUCCUUGAAUCCAGCUACUGAAUGAAGCUGCAGAUUGUACACUGACCUUCAGCUGCUGAGGAUUUUUGCUCUGGAAAACCUUUUGAUCGGCUCCUAUAGAAAACACGACCACUCCUACUGGAUACUUUGUAUUUUGUGGAACUUUUACUUUGUGAAGAACCUUUAUUCCACUUCCAGCCAUCAUCCAUCAUCUCACGUCGGUCAGACAGCGUCUCUUGGAGUGUUUACAAGGAUUCACCUGGAACCUCAUCUCAGACUCCAAUCAACCGCUUUCCGGUUGGGACUCUGAUGAAGCUUAUUCCAGAUUCUAACAGCAACUUCAGACACACACAUUUUCAGUAGGAUUCAGUGGAGCAUCCUCUGUGAAGCUCAAUAGCGGAACCUCCACCCGUAGUCUCAUGGAAACAAUCAAACAGAGUCUAGUGGGGGGUGGUGGGCUUUACUGAUCCUCUAAUGAAAGCUUGACUCACAUUCUGAUGGAACAUACUACUAGAAUUCCAACGCAGCCUUCACUCAGCAGUGCACUCUGAUCUUCAUGGAGCCUUCACGCGCCACCAACAACCUUCAGGUACCGCAGGAAACCCUCAGCAGUCUGCUCAUCUCACCACGCUGCAGAGUCUCUGUCCCCCACGCUCGCCACACCACAGUAAACCUCACUCCAACAGGACUGAUGGACACGAGGAGUAACAUGGAUCAACUUGAUAAUCAUUUAUUUAUUUAUACUUGUUAAAAAAGUGAGCAACAAUAAUGUAGACGGUUUGUGUUUCAUCGUUUUACUCUUAGACUACUGAGCAGCUCUGCCUACUUGUCUGUCAUGUAUAUAAUGUAUUAUAUAUUCCAAGCAGGGAGCAUUGUUUUUUCUGUCUGCCAUCAUGUGGACAAGUCGAUAUUGAUCAAGCAUCUCCAAGUAGUGCACAUUAGUAAUUAGUCAGAAAAUUCAAAAUCAGCUUUCCUGCUCAAUGAGCCGUUGUCGGGUGGGGGCCACCAGCACAUCUGUCUCCACCUAAGUGGGCCCAACGUGCAACCAUCUGACAUUUAUGUUAUGUUGCCAGGGAUCGUGAUUUAUUUUGGGUUCUGGUGCAGAGAUAUUUUCAAUGAGACAGCAAUAAAUGUCUCUAAAAGCAGGAGAGGACUCUUGGGGAUUGAUAUGUGCUGCAUGCUCUGAUUCAAAGGUAACCACUGAUGUCAAUGCCCGAGCCCUCGGUGUGGUACGUUCUGCACGGCUGCUCGGUGCUUGGUUACAGGAGCCCAACUCUUCCCCAACGCAGUCGCCGGAAGCAGGAGCUGCGUUUGGACAGUAGAUAUAUUUAUCCUCUUUGCAGAUGACAUGCUAAUAUUUUUCUUCAUUAUACAGAGUGUACUGCCGGUGCUGUGGCGUAAAACUAGACAUAAGAUGAGAUUGUAAAGCUACUUUUGUAUGAGGUGGACUCACCUGUUUGAAAAGGGAGAAGAAUGUAGAGGAGUGGCCGCUUCACUUUUUACAGAACGUGUUUCUUUUCUAAACACUCCCUCCGAGUUCCUCUGGCACCAACUGCUGUUCAAUAUCAAGAUCAUGAACGGAGCUUUUUAUGAGGAAGGUCACAGCUUCUGCUCUAAAUGGGUUUGUGCUUUUAAAAGACGCAAUGUUCUACCAAAGUGAAAGUUUGAUCAGAGAAUAAACAUCUGCACAGCCUCUUCAGUCUGUUUGAGUCUCUGGAGACGUAGCUGUAGCUUACACACUUUAUUAGUAAUAUAGAAUUUUCCUGUUUUAAUGCAAGGGAUGAGCAUCACAUCUGUGAAUUUAUUCAGUUUCUUUAGCCACAGUUCUUUUUUUUCAUCUUGAGAAAUGCAACCAAUGUUUUAGCACUGAAUUAUUGAUGUGCAGACUAUUGUGGCUGUGCAGAUGUUUAAUUUAGUGGGCGAGUGCAUCAAAUAUAACAUGUAUAUGGGGUGUUCAGUAAGGCAUGUACAGUGUGUACAAAGAGCCGGGUGCAUGUUUUCACAUUUCCUUUCCAAAUUUCUUAUUUCUUGUUUUGACAUCCACCCUGUUUAGCUUAACGUGCGACUUACAACCUAUGCGCGGGGCGUGAAAUUUGGUGAAUAGCACAUUCUUAUAAGUGCCUCUCAUAUUUUGAGCACCAUUAUUUCCUCCCCUUUCAAAAGGCUAUGCCCCUGUGCUCCAACGUCCUACAGUGUAUUUAUUUUAUGCCAACAGUAUCUAUAGGCAAUAAGAAGAAUGUCAGACAAUGUGUAUGUUGGAACUAAUUUAAUUUGCACUUUAUGAGAAAUCCAUUGCCCGGCUGUUUAACAAAAAUGUGUAUAGAUGACUGACCUUAAAUGUCAAUGACAACAGUUAAUACAGUAAUUGUUAUAAUUGCUGCAUUUACUAAAGCAGAUUAUAUCACUUCAUAUUCUCAAUGCUUCCCGUGGUGUAAAAUCUGACAGUUAAUCACAUUUAUCUAUAUAGAGCACAACAAUACACCUUCAAAACAGAAGCACAGGGUUUGACAGAAAACAGUGAUUUUGUUUUGUACGAAAGGUCGAUGGCACUAGACCUGAUGUCCACAAACUUCAAGGCAUUUUGUCUCCGAGCUUCAGUGAGACUUGAGUUAACGCUCCCAAGUACAAAGUGCUGGAAACAUUAAUUUGCUGUGAUUGCAAACAACAAUAACUAUACAGUUUAGUUGAUGUCCCUUCUAAUUGAAACGCUUUAUUCUCAGCACUUUUGCAAUAGCAUGGUUUUGUCCUCGUUGCAUCUUAUGGAGCAGUUCUCAUUUUGCAGGAGAAAAGAAACCGACACAAAAGCACAGAGAACCAGCAGAGAUUCCUAAUGUGUUUCUGCUCUACUGUCAGCUGGACGGCCAUCAACUACACUGAAGUGAUUAUGCAGGAGCCAACUUUGCAGUGUAAAGUCAAGUAGCGAAACAGAUUUGGUGUCACAUCUGAACCAGCACAUUAGUUGCUUGAAAUAGAGAAGGUUAAUCUUGUUUUUCCACGUCAAUAAACAUAGAUUUCACAGCGAGUUCUUUUAAUUAUAUGACGAGGUUUGUUGGAAUUGGGUCAACAAUCAAAUCGCUACAGUUGGUUUGACUGUGUCCUGUACAAAAGCAAUACUAAUGAAAUUAAUAGCAAAAAAAUCAUUUGCAUAAAUGAGCACAUGGGGAAACAAUAAAAGGUUGCACUGACAUGAAGCAGGGGAGUGGACCGGGUCAAACUGGGCCGUGGUUCUGGACAUUUAACCCUUCGGUUUAAUGCAGAUGUUUGGAUCAUCAUUCUUCUUGGUGGAAGUUGACCCGCCCGCGCUCAGCCAGCGUUUUUGCCAGUUAAGCUUUCGACUCUAUCUAAUAGCCAUGGCCUGGCCCACACGUACACCACUGUACAAGUAACUUCUCAGGAAGUGGAAAAUGGCGACGUCACACAUUCGGUCUGAGGAAAGAACGUGCAGCUUUGUCUCAGACGUCGAAACACAAAGGUUGAGGUUUUUCCAGGUCAUGUUGUCAGUAACCCACACAGACGGUUUAAAAGACUAAGCAACUGUUUAGUGAUUCAUUGAAAGCACAGUAACUCUACUUAGCUAUUGAUGUGCUAUUGGUUUGUCUUUCGGACUGUCAUGUAUUAUGUUUGUGUUGAUGUUUUUGUAGUGUGUUAUCAAAUUCUAUAUUUUUGUAAUAAAACUUUGAUGGAACUCA
Messenger RNA from Betta splendens (Siamese fighting fish), 7888 nucleotides. Its product is annotated as ephrin type-A receptor 5. Gene Ontology annotation, molecular function: transmembrane-ephrin receptor activity; ATP binding; protein binding. Bases 342 to 3383 code for a protein of 1013 amino acids. Gene Ontology annotation, biological process: protein phosphorylation; cell surface receptor protein tyrosine kinase signaling pathway; axon guidance. Lineage: Eukaryota; Metazoa; Chordata; Actinopteri; Anabantiformes; Osphronemidae. The transcript has 19 exons. The record is from RefSeq and is a predicted model, not a curated record. Gene Ontology annotation, cellular component: plasma membrane; neuron projection.